Astyanax mexicanus (Mexican tetra) is the source of this 1739-nucleotide messenger RNA. RefSeq names its product phosphatidylinositol glycan anchor biosynthesis, class M (gene pigm). The record is from RefSeq and is a predicted model, not a curated record. Gene Ontology annotation, molecular function: alpha-1,4-mannosyltransferase activity; GPI mannosyltransferase activity. The transcript is spliced from 5 exons. The coding region runs from base 324 to 1562 and encodes 412 amino acids. Gene Ontology annotation, cellular component: membrane; glycosylphosphatidylinositol-mannosyltransferase I complex. Lineage: Eukaryota; Metazoa; Chordata; Actinopteri; Characiformes; Acestrorhamphidae. Gene Ontology annotation, biological process: GPI anchor biosynthetic process.
GCUCGAGUCGGCUCUGCCCGUUCGCGCAGUGCAUCAUAGCAUAGAAGUACCUCGUUCAGAGACUUUUAUUUUGAAACGUAAAGAGAAAUGUAGGAAGUUCACCCUCACUAAAACAAAAAACUAGGCUGCUUUCUUAUCUGUAGAAAGCCCUAAACACUGUAAUGCUCUAUUAAUACUCUAAUAUAUUUCUGAAUGGUUGUUUUUAAGCGUGAACGCUAAAACGCUAAAAGAUAAGGAAAAUAUCCUCUGAACCUAAAUGCUUUUUAUUUCCGUAACUUCCCUGCAGUGUGUCUGAUGUAUUAUUAUCUCAGGGCCAGUGGACUAUGGCUCUCACUGCUGAGAGGUUUAUAUUCAGACUGCUGAAUUUCUGGGUGCUGCAUAGCCUCGCAUUGGUUAUACGCCUGUUUUUGGUAGGAUAUGGAAUUUAUCAGGAUAAAACCAUGGUGGUCAAAUACACUGACAUCGACUAUCACGUGUUCACAGAUGCAGCCAGGUUUGUCACACAGGGUGAGUCUCCGUACAACAGGUCCACUUAUCGGUACACUCCACUCCUCGCAUGGAUACUGGUACCCAACAUCUAUGUGACCCCUCACUUUGGGAAGCUGCUGUUUGUCACCUGUGAUGUACUCUCCGGUGUCCUGCUCUACCGCAUCCUGUCUCUUCAGGGUUUAUCCAGUAAUGCAGCUGGUUGUUUUUCUGCUGUCUGGCUCCUGAACCCUUUACCGAUUGGUGUGUCCACUCGUGGGAGUGCUGAGGCAGUGUUGUCUCUUUUGGUCCUCUCUACACUGCUGUGUCUUGAGCUAAAAAGACUGUUUAUGGCAGCAUUUUUCUACGCACUUUCUGUUCAUAUGAAGAUCUACCCUGUGACUUAUGCUCUGCCCAUCGCCCUCUAUAUAUCAUCUCGUGGAAGUUUGGAGGGAAAGGGCAGAAGUUUAUUCCGGAUACUCAGAGGACUCUUCAAUAAGAAUGUGGUGAUGUUCGCUGCUGUAGCAGGAGUGGUGUUUUUAGCACUUACUAUAGCUUUUUAUUACAUGUAUGGCUGGGAUUUCCUUCAUGAAACGUACCUCUACCACUUAACACGACGGGACAUCCGUCAUAAUUUCUCCCCCUACUUCUACAUGAUGUAUUUGAGUGUGGAGAGUGAAUGGAGUUUGGUUUUGGGCUUGGUGUCUUUUCUACCCCAGCUUUUACUCCUCCUCCUCACCUCAGUGGCCUUCUAUGCUGACCUGCCCUUCUGCUGCUUCCUCAACACAGCCAUCUUCGUCAGUUUCAACAAAGUCUGCACCUCUCAGUAUUUUCUCUGGUACCUGUGUUUACUGCCGCUUGUCCUGCCACGUUUGAGGCUGUCUAUAAAGCAAGGGGCCGGGCUGCUGCUGCUGUGGUUCAUUGGCCAGGGUUUAUGGUUGAUGCCAGCCUACUACUUGGAGUUUGAAGGACACAACACAUUUGUGUAUAUUUGGUUGGCUGGCCUGCUGUUCCUCUUCAUCAACUCAUUUGUAAUGGUCCAGAUCAUCUCCCACUACACGCCAAGGACAUUCCACCAAACAAAGAAAACUGAAUAAAGGCAUUAAUGAAUGAAAGUGAAAAGUGUAUAGCAAAUAAUAUACAUGAGGGUGGUUUAGCAUUUAUCUGUUUACCUGUUGCUCCUACUGUAAAAUAAAUGAACCUGUUGAAUGUACACAUGUAAUAUGUAAGACCAAUGCUUUUUAAAAAUAAAAACAACUGUGGUUUAAAACUGA